ACCCACACAGAGAGAGAGAGACCUGUUGAGUUGUCGGGGGUUAAAAGGGUGUUGGUUUGAUUCCUUCAGCUCUUUCUCUUGUUAAAAACCUGUCGGACGGGUCGAGUCUCUACCGGGAACCGAACACAGCUCGCGCAUCACGGAGAGCUCGCGCUGAGAGUCACUGCUGCUUUUCAGAGAACAGCAACACAACAGGAAAGAACGAGAAGGAGAGACUCACAUCCAACCAGUCCGAGGAGUCUGAAACAAAGGUGAAACCACGUCGCCAUGGCACGGAUUCUGUCACUCGUCUUAAUCACAUUCUUUGCGCUCGUCCUGGCAGAGGAUCAGAAGGAAGAGGAUAAUCCAUUCGAGUUUGAUUAUAAACGGCUGCGUGUCGGAGGGCUGAUCAUGGCCGCGGUGUUGUGUCUGAUCGGCAUUACGAUCCUCCUCAGUGGACACUGCAGGUGCAAAUUUAACCAGGGCAAGAGGAGGAGGACCGGAAGUAACACAGCAACCCAGCAGAUGCUCAAUGACACAGCACGAGCCAGUGAAUGUUAAACGCUCCUGAAGGACGACUCUGUGUUGAGCUGAUGGACGGAGAAGGGUGAAGAUCCUGCAGUACCUUUUAUCACACCACGAGCAUGCUGGUUGAAAACAAAACAAUGUGCCCUUUAUGAUAUAAAUACUGUUUUUAUUAUGAUGAUUAUUAUCUUCUUCCACAUGUGUGCUGCUUUCACGGCUCCUCAUCUGGAAAAAAUGGCUCCUGGGCUUUCAUCAGAUGUUUAUUUCAACUAGCAGAACAAAUAACCCCAAAAAACCCACAAUUUUUUGUGUGGAAAUCACGACAACAUGAGUUUCUGUGUUUUUAACGUGUUUACUAAAAUGUUUUUUUUUUAAAGAUCCUGUUGAUCAGUUUUAGUGACAUCACACAGCGUAUAACCAAAAAGUCCGAGCGAUCUGUCCACAUGGUGUCGUUCUAUCCCCAGCUUGUUCCUGUCAGUGCUGAGAAUGUAAUCGACAGUGUUAUGCUACGCUUCAUAGCUGACUGACUGUUUGACAAAUAAAACACUGUUUGUUUGAUUGAUUGAAUAACUACCUGUUGUUUUUUUUAAUUUUUUUUAGAGCUCAUCAUUUUCUAGCAGGUUGUUCACGUGGUUGUUUUUGUCCACACUGCUGAAUAAAACACUAAAACUCUCCGAGUA
Messenger RNA from Neoarius graeffei (lesser salmon catfish), 1184 nucleotides. RefSeq names its product FXYD domain containing ion transport regulator 3 (gene fxyd3). Gene Ontology annotation, biological process: regulation of sodium ion transmembrane transporter activity. The record is from RefSeq and is a predicted model, not a curated record. The transcript is spliced from 9 exons. Gene Ontology annotation, molecular function: sodium channel regulator activity. Gene Ontology annotation, cellular component: membrane. The coding region runs from base 268 to 540 and encodes 90 amino acids. Lineage: Eukaryota; Metazoa; Chordata; Actinopteri; Siluriformes; Ariidae.